UGCCUAGUGCUUCGUCCCUCCUGAUUCGUGCGUGGAGCCACGUGCUACGUGUGCAAGAUUCUACGAGCCACGUGCUACGCGUGCAAGAUUCUACGAGCUGCUUGCUUCGAAUUUGUCCAACUCCUCUCUUUCUCUCUCGUGCUAAGCGCUUUGGCGCGACGUCCUUUUUACGAGCUACGUGCUAGUACCAAUUGGUGCAACUCUCUCUCCUCUCUCCUCUCUGCUACGUGCCACGUGAACUUGGUGCUUCGUGCUACUUGCUAGGUGAACUUGGUGUUUGUGUUUCGUGCCACGUGCAACCACCCACGAAUUGGUGCCCCUCUCCCUGUCUCUCCUUCCGUGCUUCAUGAACUAAUAACUUGUUGCCUCACACUUCAAGAACUCUGACGUGCAUUGGUGCUACUGAGCUUGAGGCUUUGUCAUUCUUCGUUGGAGGCUUCGUCGAAUUGGACGCCUGCAUCGACUGGCUCAUUCAAGGCUUGAACUCGCGACCUUCAAUGGAACCAGUUAUGGAUGUGGUUUUCUGCUGUCUGUGAUAACAAGAGCCAAACCCAGGACCAGAGCAGUCUGGUUUUGGCUGUGAUUAGGUUGUCGACCUCCUCCUGGCCACCGCCGACUGCUGGCUGCUGGCUGUUGCUGCUGUCCCGCGAAAGAAAUAAAUCAGCUGUCCAUUCCUAAGUCGCUAAAGAGGUUUUUCCUGUGCAAAGAGUGAAGCGUGUAGAACGUGAAAUCGGUUGCCGGUGAUCCACGAUGGAGAUUGAUCAGUCGAUUGCGAGGGCGAAAAAGAGACCGAAACUGAAAUCUGCAAACGAGGAUGGCGGGCUGGCUAAUAAGACCCCAGUGCAGGAGGGAUCCUCGUUUGCGAAGUCGGUGCGCAGAGAAUUAAUGCCUGCGAAGGUCAGUAAUCCGCCGCCGGGGGGAAGUGACGGGGAAGAGGAUGAAGGCGACAACAAUCAUGGCGGAGGAGAGGGCAGAGGGGACCGAGGGCAGGACGAUGGCGCGGUAGCGCAGGGAAUGGAUGGGCACAUGGGAGAUGGGACAGGUGGUAGGGGGGGGGAUGACGACGAUGACGACGAGGAUAACCUGGACUUGGAGAUUGGUGCAACAUUUCACAUGGUGGAACCGGAAAAGAUGCGCGCGGUGUUGGCAAAGUUCACCCCCGAUCAGAUGAGUCGUUACGAGUGUUAUCGACGGUCGGGAUUCCAUCGUGCGAACAUGAAGCGGCUGAUUCAGAAUGUGGCCGGCUGUGCAGUCUCUGUCCCUAUGACGAUUGUCAUGUCGGGAAUCGCCAAGCUGUUCGUGGGGGACCUGGUCGAAACAGCGCGGAUCGUCAUGAAUGAACGCCGGGAGACGGGGCCGAUCAGGCCGUGUCAUAUGCGAGAAGCGUACCGGCGCCUGAAGAAUGAAGGCAAAGUGCCUGUUCGAUCAAAGCCGUCUCUUUUCAGAGGACAUCUGUGAGGAUUCCGUCCCCAUCCAUCCAUCCCAUCGAAUGGAGAGCUGUAGGGCCUUGCUCCACUGCACAACAGUCUCAAUGUGUCUGGAGAUGGAAUCUGUGCCAGUACAUUCAAAAUGUUUGGUCAGUCAGAAUAUAUUGGUAUCGGUGCACAAAACAGUCCAGAUACAUGUCGAAUGUUGAGUAGUGGAGCGAGGCCAGUAGCGUUCGUGUUCUCACCGCCUGUCAGGCCUUGUCGUAUGCGAGAAGUGUGGAGUGAAGGCAAAGUCCACCUUCAAUCAAAGUGGGCCCAGCCUCUUCAGAGGGACAUCUCUCAUCCAUCUGUCCAUCUCAUCCGAUGGCAAGUUGUAUGAGUACAUGUUAUCAGAGUAGAAGAUUAGAACCUCGGCACCUGAAUGUAGCUAAAGAGGUGGUCAGGUACAUCGAAGGAAGUUCGAGUGUACGAGUAUGCCACUCAGUAGCCCCACAUCUCAUUGCCCUGCACGGUAUGCAUAUCUCUUCAGCCAAACUCUCCAAGUGUGUUUGUGUGUGUGUGUGUGUGUGUGUGUGUGUGUGUGUGUGUGUGUGUGUGUGAGAGAGAGAGAGAGAGAGAGAGAGAGAGAGAGAGAGAGAGAGAGAGAGAGAGAGAGAGGGAGAGAGAGAGAUAGGUAUUGCCACGUCAGUUCUUUUUUUUCAUCCUCUUUUGGGUUGCCACCACAAAAUUGUGAAGGUUUCUUGCUCUGAAACUCUUCAAGAGAGAGGGAGAGGGAGAGUGCGAUGAAUUUUCUCCCUCGCUCCCUCCCUCAGAAACUUUCCUGCAAGUGGAAUUUGAGUGUAUAUAUGGAAGUACCCGAGGGCAUAUGCAGACUAGGGACAUUCGUGAAUGUAUCUGCUUGCAGUUUCAGCUCG
Molecule: messenger RNA, 2341 nt
Organism: Chara braunii
Lineage: Eukaryota; Viridiplantae; Streptophyta; Charophyceae; Charales; Characeae
Source: the annotation of a GenBank genome assembly